CACAAGCGGCCCGAGCGGGCUGGAGUUGGAGCUGAGCGUGUCCCGGCCCCGCAAACCAUCUGGGGCCGGAGUUAACCCUUUCCUCGCCGCGCCCUGCCGGGAGCUGCUGCCCAGUGUAGACGUACCCUGGGUCAUUACUGAGCGCCUGGAACCUGCCCACUUUGCAGUGACGACGCAGGCGAAACCAUCUCGGACCUGUUAGCGAUUAACUUCAACAACUCCUGGAAGGGUCACUGGCCUAGUGGAGAAGCAGGAGACGUGAUAUAUCUUGAUUUUAGUAAAGGCUUUGACCUAGUCCCACGUGACAUUCUCACAAGCAAACUGAGGCAUGUGAUCUAGAUGAAAUGACUGUAAGAUGGAGACACAGCAGUCUCGGUGCUGAUUGUCCAGUAAAUGGCAGAAGAGAGCGCUGAAGUGACAACUGAUACCGGUAUUGGAAUGAAUGUCUCAAUACUGUUGAGUCAGAAACCAGUGGAAGAAAGAAGAGAAGUCGAUUUCAGCCUGAAAUGCAUUAAAGAUAAAUGGAUCCCAAUUACCGUUAUUGUCGUCAUCACAGCUUUGAUCAUCACCGUAAUUGCACUGGCGGCCAGGAAGCCUCCCCCCUGCCCACCCCACGUCACUGCUGCGUGCCCGGACGGCUGGGUGGGAUACCAAGGGAAAUGCUUCUACUUCUCAGAGACUGAAGAGAACUGGAACAACAGCCAGAGCCACUGCUCUUCCCUCAACGCCUCCCUGGCUUCCAUUGAUUCCCUGCCGGAGCUGGAUUUCAUGCUGCGCUAUAAAGGGAUCCCUUACCGCUGGAUUGGCCUCCAGAGGGAACAAGGCGAGGGCCAGCCCUGGAAGUGGACCAACGGUUUCAGGUCAGAGGGGAAGGGCACUGUGCCUACCUGGACGAAUAUGGGGUCAGCAGCUCCAGGUGCUACUCAGAGAGACAUUUUAUCUGCAAGCGGCCGGACGAGUGCUCUAGAAGGAAGCCAAGUGCUGCAGGAGGGAACAGAAUGUCUAAGAUCAUGUAAAGGACCAAUGCAGCCUCUUCACUGGAUGCAGAACUUACACAUACAUCAUCUCUUGUGCAGCAUCUGACCUCUCCAGCCAUUGCUCCCUCUAGAUCCUGGCUGAAAAAACAUCUUUACAAUGCUCACUGCACUAACUCUACUGCACAAUAACACCAUUGCCAUGGAGCUACCGAACAGAGGUUUUAGGGGCUUAAAUUUAAUAUUCCCUUAAUAGGUGAAGUGGAUAAAUUAUUUAAAUUAUGAAGAAUCCCUGCUUUUAUUUAUUUAAAAAAGAGUAUGUUUCUAGCUUCCUUGGUUUUGAAUAUACCCUGGCAAAUCAGAGUCAGCAGAGAGCUUGAAACAAUAACUCAGAAAAGUGCCCCGUUUAAUUAAUUGACUUGUUAACUCUGGAACCUAGUGAUGACCCCAACUUCUUUCUUUCUUUUUUCCUCUACGCUGCUUUUCCUGGUGAGGGUCGCAGCAGCAGCAUGGAGAGUAGGGAGGACCAGACCUCCCUUUCCUCCACAACAGAUUCCAGCUCCUCCUGGGGGAUUCCCAGGCCAGCUGGGAGAUAUAAUCCCUCCAGCAUGUUUUGGGUUGGCCUCCCAGUGGUACAUGUUCAGUAGAGUUCCAAAGGAAGCCAACCGGGGCAUCCUUAUUAGCUGCCCAAACCCCCUCUGCUGGCUCCUCUCAAUCCUCCUCUGAUUCUGGUCAUCACAAAGCUUGAUCCAGUCCACCUUGCAACGCCUCACUCCAUCUACAAGCUGAUUCUGCCAACCGGUGCGGCAUUCUGCGUUCCUUUCCCAAUCAUCCAGAGAGAUUCCAAAGGACACUAAGCUUUGCAAGCAUCCCGGGAUCUGUGCAGCGGCCUGCCUCUCUUUCUAGACCCUUCGCAAGUGUCAAAGUACUGCAAACUCUUCGGGAUCCUGCAAUCCGGCAUUCACGUGACAUGACCAAGCUGCCUGAGCCCUUUCUUACUAAUUAACGUUCCCGUAAAUGACAUGCCACCACGAUUUAGCACUUCCACAUUUGUCACCCCGUGUUGCUGCCAUCUUUGAAGAAUUUUACCCAAGCAUCUGACAUGGAAGCUAGUUAAUCUCCUGGUAUGUUUGGCAUAAGUCAUCCAUAUUUGAGUCCUAUAGAACAGUGGAUAACACACACGUCUUAUAAAUAUGGAUUUUCACUUUAAUUGGCCAUUUGUUGUUCCAGGAUCUAUCUUGCAAAAGACAAAAGUUCCCGGCUGCUUUGCUGAUUCUGCUAGUGAGCCCAGCAUAAAGAUCUACAUGGCUGGUAACGUUAGAGCCAAGGUAGCAAAAUUGGUCCACACCAUCCAGAUGAAUACCCCCUAAGGUGAUAUCUGGAACUGGCUCUGGGGCGUGAUAACUGCCUUCUUCAAGCUCCUUCUAGCCCAGAGAUUUGGCAUGAAUCAGAGCACUUGGUAAUAAGCUGUUGCAGGACAUCAACACGGUGAGCCACAGGGGCUGCAUUCUCUGCAAACAGCAGGUCCCUUCUGAUGAUCUCCUUCACCUUCGUCUGAGCUCUGCACCGUGCAGUGUUAAACCCCGCUCCGUCCUGUCUGGUGCUAGUACAGACACCCCCUCGGACAUCACGGAACGCACGUUCAAGCGGGAGUGGGAAGUAAAUACUAAACGGUGUAGGAGCCACUACGCAGCCCUGCUUCACUCCAUUGGUGAUGUUAAGCAACGUUAAAUGACUGGGGAUAAGUGUCACUUGAAAUACCAAUAACCAAUAAUACACUAACAUAUAACAAAGAGCUGCUCUAAAGACUUUACAAUCUAAGUGUAAGAAACAGUCAGGGAGAGAACCAGAGAACAAUGAGAGGAGAUUGUUGCAGGACUUUCAUUCUAACUGUCUAAGCCAGUGGUUUCCUGUGCUCCAUGGACCCCUGGGGAUCCACAGACCAUGUGUAAGAUUUACAGAGGGGUUCGCACCUCCAUUGGAAAUGCUGUAGGGCUCUGCAAAUGAAGAAAGGUUGCAAACCAAUGGUUUAAGCCAGGGGCUCUCAAACUGGGGGUCGGGACCCCUCAAGGGGUUGCAAGGUUAUUACAUGGGGGGUUGUGAGCUGUCAGCCUCCAUCCCAAACCCCACCGCCAGCAUUUAUAAUGGUGCUAAAUAUAUAAACAGGUGUUUUUAAUUCAUAAGGGGGGGGUCACACGCAGAGACUUGCUGUGGGGACGGGGUCACUGGUACAAGAGUUUGAGACCCACUGGUCUAAGCCAGGGGGCUUGGGGCAUUUGCAUCUUUCACCGUGACUAGGGGACCCUCUCGUUCUGCUUCUCUUCUCUGGGUGACCCCUGGACUGUCCCGCGAUAGACGCAUGGUAUGACCCAGGGACCCCUUAGUGCCACCUGGCAAAGGGGCCAGCGAGGUGCCUGGGGCGUGAGGUCUCACGUUCAAGCGCGUGUCACUGGUCACCACUGUCAUUGUGAAACACACGUGCAGCUGCUGUGCAAGCAGUUCUGUGUAAACACCGACCGUCAUGGUCCCAGUGUCUGUGUCCAGGCGGGUGGUCACCGGCAAAGGUGUGAACCGGGUUUUCUGUCAGACAAAGGCUGUUUGUGUCUCUCUGGCUGUCGGAUGGUUCACCGUGGGGCUAAUUUUGUUUC
Molecule: messenger RNA, 3622 nt
Organism: Mauremys reevesii (Reeves's turtle)
Lineage: Eukaryota; Metazoa; Chordata; Testudines; Geoemydidae
Product: C-type lectin domain family 2 member D-like
Exons: 9
Coding region: 394-1083 (229 amino acids)
Source: RefSeq, a predicted model, not a curated record